Molecule: messenger RNA, 3156 nt
Organism: Ochlerotatus camptorhynchus
Lineage: Eukaryota; Metazoa; Arthropoda; Insecta; Diptera; Culicidae
Product: probable aconitate hydratase, mitochondrial
Exons: 6
Coding region: 171-2540 (789 amino acids)
Biological process (GO): tricarboxylic acid cycle
Cellular component (GO): mitochondrion; cytosol
Molecular function (GO): aconitate hydratase activity; 4 iron, 4 sulfur cluster binding
Source: RefSeq, a predicted model, not a curated record
UCCUCGACCGGAUCGCGGAGUGUUAGGUAAUUUUUUCGUCGCUGGCGCGGGUGCUUGAAAAAAAGUGAAUAGAAAAAUCUUCCAGCUAAGAAGGCUGAAGAUCACCGUGGUUGACUAAAAUCACCCCCCGAAUCGAUUGCAUUACGAACGGAUUGUGAUAAUCCGUAAAAAUGGUGCAUUAUGCCCGACUGUUAAACGUGCAGCAGGCCAAGCGUGCAGCCCUGUACGCCGUUGAGACGCAGCAGCGUCACUUCCACGCGUCGUGUGCUGCCGCGGCCAAGGUCGCACUGUCCCGCUUCGAUCAGGAUGUGUACCUGCCGUACGAGAAGCUCCAGAAGAACCUCGAGAUCGUCAAGAAGCGGCUGGGCCGUCCGUUGACCCUCAGCGAGAAGAUCCUGUACGGCCAUUUGGAUGAUCCCGUCAACCAGGACAUCCAGCGUGGCGUGUCCUACCUGCGACUGCGCCCGGAUCGUGUGGCCAUGCAGGAUGCCACCGCCCAGAUGGCCAUGUUGCAGUUCAUUUCCUCCGGACUGCCGAGGGUUGCCGUCCCGUCGACGAUCCACUGUGAUCACUUGAUCGAGGCCCAGGUUGGUGGUGAGCAGGAUUUGGCCCGCGCCAAGGAUCUGAACAAAGAGGUGUACAAGUUCUUAUCCUCUGCUGGUGCCAAGUAUGGAGUUGGUUUCUGGAAACCAGGAUCGGGUAUCAUCCAUCAAAUUAUCCUGGAGAACUACGGUUUCCCAGGUCUGCUGAUGAUUGGUACCGACUCGCACACCCCGAACGGAGGUGGUCUGGGAGGUCUGUGCAUUGGUGUUGGCGGUGCUGAUGCCGUCGAUGUCAUGGCCAACAUUCCGUGGGAACUGAAGUGCCCGAAUGUCAUUGGUGUCCAUUUGACUGGAAAGAUCAGCGGAUGGACUUCGCCGAAGGACAUUAUCCUGAAGGUUGCCGACAUCCUCACCGUCAAGGGUGGUACCGGUGCCAUUGUUGAGUACUACGGCAAGGGCGUUGAUUCGAUUUCCUGCACGGGUAUGGCAACCAUCUGUAACAUGGGUGCUGAAAUCGGUGCCACAACAUCGACCUUCCCUUUCAAUCAACGUAUGGCUGAUUACCUUGGAGCAACUGGCCGCGCUGCCAUUGCUGGCGAAGCAAAGAAAUAUCAACAAUCCGUACUUACUGCUGACUCGGGUGCGAAAUACGACCAGGUGAUCGAAAUCAAUCUGGACACUCUGGAACCACAUGUCAACGGUCCAUUCACUCCGGAUCUUGCUCACCCGAUCAGCAAGCUGGGUGCCAAUUCCAAGAAGAACGGUUACCCAAUGGACAUCCGUGUCGGCCUGAUUGGAUCGUGUACCAACUCGUCUUACGAAGAUAUGGGCCGUUGCGCUUCGAUCGCCAAGAACGCCAUGAAGCAUGGUAUCAAGUCGAAGAUCCCGUUCAACGUUACCCCCGGAUCGGAACAGAUCCGUGCCACCAUCGAGCGCGAUGGAAUCGCUAAGACGUUCAAGGAAUUCGGAGGCACCGUGCUGGCCAACGCUUGCGGCCCAUGCAUUGGACAGUGGGACCGUAAGGACGUGAAGAAGGGCGACAAGAACACCAUCGUAACCUCGUACAACCGUAACUUCACCGGACGUAACGAUGCCAACCCCGCAACGCACUGCUUCGUCACUAGUCCCGAACUGGUGACGGCCCUGUCGAUUGCUGGCCGAUUGGACUUCAACCCUCUGACCGACCAACUGACCGGUGCCGAUGGCAAGAAGUUCAAGCUGGACUCGCCGUUCGGUGAUGAGCUGCCCCAGAAGGGAUUCGACCCUGGCAUGGACACCUACGAGGCCCCACCAGCGGACGGUUCCAAUGUCAAGGUUGAUGUCGAUCCCAAGAGCCAGCGUCUGCAGCUGCUGGAACCCUUCGAUGUGUGGAAUGGCAAGGAUCUGGUCGAUAUGACUGUGCUGAUCAAGGUUAAGGGCAAGUGUACCACCGAUCACAUUUCUGCCGCUGGCCCAUGGCUCAAGUACCGUGGCCAUCUGGACAACAUUUCCAACAACAUGUUCAUUGGUGCCACCAACAUGGAGAACAACGAGAUGAACAAGAUCAAGAACCAGGUCAACGGUGAAUGGGCUGGAGUUCCGGACGUUGCCCGUUUCUACAAGGCCAAGGGAAUCCACUGGGUGGCCGUCGGUGACGAGAACUACGGUGAGGGUUCGUCUCGCGAACAUGCCGCUCUGGAACCACGCCAUCUGGGAGGCCGUGCUAUCAUCACCAAGUCCUUCGCUCGUAUUCACGAAACCAACUUGAAGAAGCAGGGUCUCCUGCCACUGACCUUCGCCAAUCCAGCUGAUUACGAUAAGGUUCAACCCACCUCCAAGAUCUCGCUGCUCGGCCUGGAGAAACUAGCCCCAGGCAAGCAGGUUGAUUGCGAAAUCAAGACCGACGGCAAGGUAGACAAGAUCAAGCUGAACCACUCGUUCAACGAGCAGCAAAUCUCCUGGUUCAAGGCUGGCAGUGCGCUGAACCGCAUGAAGCAGAUCGCAGCGGCCAAGAACUAAAAGAAUACCGCUUCCCGACCGCCACCUGUCAUCCACUCACCAGAAACGAUAUUCGCAAUGGUUGGAACGAACGAACGAUUCCCGCACUUCAGAAUCGUCUGAUACACCUCAUACCACUCUCAAGACUACAAAGAAACUAAGCUCAGUGCGGAGAUCGUGGAUGAGAGUGUGCCAUCGAAGCUUAGGUUAAUACAAAAAAACACAAAGUAUCUACUUAAGGAAUAACCCUCCCAUCAAAAUACUAGAAGUCAACCUUUGAUUAGGGUGCUAGUGUGAGGAUUUUUGUUUUUAAUUUGUACAUAGAUAAUAACUGCACCGAGGAAUGCAAACCAGCACGUCCUAAUACUUAACCGAGCAUGUAGAAAUGUUUCGGAAGAAACAACAAAUUUAGAUGUCUUAAUAUAUUGUUUGAAGCAAAAUAUUCAUCAUUUACGAAAUACUUAUAUUUAAACUACACAUAUUAGGAUUCCAAAUUUAUCAGUCAUCAAGUAGAAACCCAGUUAUUAUUUCAGUGUCCUGUACGUUGGUUAGGCGAAACAAUUUAGGAUUUUGUUUAUCUGUGUUUAGUCUGCGACAAUAAAUUUAAAUAAAAACGAUAUUACUACAAAAAUUAAAA